Trametes versicolor FP-101664 SS1 is the source of this 1248-nucleotide messenger RNA. RefSeq names its product voltage-gated potassium channel. Gene Ontology annotation, cellular component: membrane. Lineage: Eukaryota; Fungi; Basidiomycota; Agaricomycetes; Polyporales; Polyporaceae. The coding region runs from base 1 to 1248 and encodes 415 amino acids. Gene Ontology annotation, biological process: potassium ion transmembrane transport. The transcript has 9 exons. The record is from RefSeq and is a predicted model, not a curated record. Gene Ontology annotation, molecular function: voltage-gated potassium channel activity.
AUGUCUCAGGCCAUUCCGCUUUCCAGGAUCACCACCCCGCACAGUGCCAGUCCGUACGUUGCCGCCCCCGACAGUCCAGGACAGGCCGAGAUCCAGAAUGUCUUCGGAUACGAAGAGCCGGAUGAAGCCCUGAACAUCUCCCGGCCAUGGCAGAGGAACCUUUAUAUGCUAGUGGAACAGCCAACAUCCUCUCAGCCAGCAUUCCUAGUCCACCUCUUCACGACUUUCCUGAUUGUCCUCUCCGCUGUGGUUACCGUGCUCGAGACUGUUCCUGCGUUCCACUCUAUCUCUGGCAGCUUCUGGUUUGGACUGGAAACAACACUAGUUGUGCUCUUCACUAUAGAAUACACUGCACGAUGCAUCGCUCACGCCACAUCCUGGAUGAGGUUCUUCAAAUGGGUCACUUCUUUCUUUGGGAUCAUAGACUUGCUGGGUAUACUACCAUAUUAUAUUGAAAUCGCGCUACAGCAAGAUACCUCCGUUCUCUUCAGGUUCACAAUCCUGCGUACUUUUAGGCUACUACGUGUAUUUCGACCAUUCCGCUAUAAUAACACCAUACUUCUGCAUGUCACCAUCGAAGUAAUGUUUCUGUCGUUUCGGCGGUCACAACAUGCCCUCCUGGCCCUGUCGUUCUUCGUCGUCAUGGUGCUAGUUGUAUUCAGCACGCUCCUUUACUUCUGUGAGCGGGGAACAUGGGACGAGACAUUGGGAACUUUCCUAAACUCGGACGGCGAUCCGAGUCAGUUUGCAUCGAUCCCAGCCGCAGGAUGGUUUGUCCUAGUGACUAUCACCACGGUGGGAUACGGCGAAAUCACCCCCCGGUCCUUCUUGGGACGGCUGAUCACCCUCCCGUUGCUCGUGUUCGGUUUGCUGCUGAUCGCACUGCCUACAUUUGUGCUCGGUAGAGAGUUUAGUCUUGUCUGGGAACUCAUGGAAGAGAACCAGGCCCACGACACAGAAGAUGUCGCUGAGGAGAUCAUGAAUGACCCCCUUGCCUCGCCUAUGCUCAGCCGCUCGCGCUCUGUUCGGGAUCUCGCAUCCACAACCGGUCUCUGGCAGCAUGCCCAAGAAGAGCUCACGCGCCCCCGCAGGAUUGCGAGCAAUAGCGGGACAGGGGCGAAUCAGGCGGAGUUGGUUGCGCAGAUCGCAGAACUGCGGGAGAAGGUGUACGAGCAGGAUGAGAUGCUGCGGCGAAUCAUGACGGCAGUAGAAGGACGCAGCGCGGAGACGUGGCCACGCAGCAGGUAG